AUGUUUUUAGGAAUGUGCAUUGGAUGGGCUGUUCGAAAAUGCAAUUGUGCUGCGUGUGUGUCGUUUGUACGUUGUAAUGACGAUGAAGCUUGCGGAGGCCUAAAAGAUGCUUGUCAAGACGGUUACUGUGACUGCGAUAUAGGCUUUCGCAGCAAUGGACUUCGAUCGAGAAGACAUGCACUUAAAGUGUUUUGCAAUAUUGAAGACUGUGAUCCUAGAAGUGAUCUUGGAAGCUGUUAUGGCCUACCGUGUAAUCCAGGCAUUUGCAUUUGUCCGCCAGAGAAGUAA
This is a messenger RNA of Enterobius vermicularis (human pinworm), 288 nucleotides long. Lineage: Eukaryota; Metazoa; Nematoda; Chromadorea; Rhabditida; Oxyuridae. The record is from the annotation of a GenBank genome assembly.